AUGGAGUACAAUAAGCAGAGAAUAGUGUUAGUUGUGGUGUACUUGAUGAUGCUAAUGUGGAGCUGUUGUUACAGCCAGGCCCAGCUGAGAAGCGACUUCUACUCGGAAAGCUGUCCCUCACUGUUCCCUGCGGUGAGACAGGUGGUGCAACGGGCGGUGGCCAAAGAGCCCCGCAUGGCUGCUUCUCUCCUCCGUUUGUUCUUCCACGACUGUUUCGUAAACGGGUGUGACGGAUCCAUAUUGUUGGACGACACUUCCUCUUUCGUGGGAGAGAAAACCGCAGGACCAAACAAUAACUCUGUGAGAGGAUUCGAAGUGAUCGACAGAAUCAAGUCGAGGGUUGAGAGACUCUGCCCAGGCGUCGUCUCAUGCGCAGACAUUGUCGCCAUCACUGCUCGUGACUCUGUCCUCCUCCUAGGUGGGCCCAAAUGGAGCGUGAAGCUUGGAAGAAGAGACUCCACAAAGGCGAACUUCAAGGCGGCCAACUCAGGCGUCAUCCCUCCUCCGUCCUCUACUCUCAAAAACCUCAUCAACCGUUUUAGAGCACAAGGUUUGUCUACACGUGACAUGGUCGCCCUCUCUGGUGCACACACCAUUGGACAAGCGAGGUGCGUCACUUUCAGGAACCGUAUCUACAACCAAAGCAACAUCGACCUUUCUUUCGCCUUGUCUAGACGGAGGAUCUGCCCCGCUGCGUCUGGCUCCGGCGACAACAACGCAGCUGUUCUUGACCCUCGUUCUCCUGGAAGGUUCGACCUCAGCUACUACAAGCAGCUAAUCAAACAGAGGGGUCUGCUUACGUCAGACCAAGUCCUUUUCAACGGCGGUUCCACUGACUCACUAGUCGUAGCCUACAGCCGCAGUCUCUACGCCUUCUACAGCGACUUCGUAAGAGCUAUGAUUAGGAUGGGCGAUAUCAGGCCCCUCACCGGAUCCAAUGGUCAGAUCCGUCACAACUGUCGCAGGCCCAAUUGA
Molecule: messenger RNA, 975 nt
Organism: Thlaspi arvense
Lineage: Eukaryota; Viridiplantae; Streptophyta; Magnoliopsida; Brassicales; Brassicaceae
Source: the annotation of a GenBank genome assembly